Messenger RNA from Ochlerotatus camptorhynchus, 3202 nucleotides. RefSeq names its product pxb (gene pxb). Bases 1 to 2346 code for a protein of 781 amino acids. NCBI's taxonomy places the organism in Eukaryota, Metazoa, Arthropoda, Insecta, Diptera, Culicidae. The record is from RefSeq and is a predicted model, not a curated record. The transcript is spliced from 5 exons.
AUGACUUUGUCGUUGGGAAUGGCACCGGAGAAGAUACGUGGUGUGCUGCAACUGGAAGGAAGAUCAAGUACUACAGCCAUCCAACCCGGAUUGCCACCAUUAAGGAUCCAACAGUGCUCCCAACCGCGGUCGCCAGUGCCGACGUGCUCGCGUGUGUUAGUGUGUUUCAAAUUCUAUACAAACCUACCUGUCUCGUUCGGACCCCGGCAGCACCGUGGCUGCACACCGGCGGAGGACAUCGAUCGCAGCGUCGGGGGUCGAGCGUCCAGUGAUCCGACGACAUUAAUGUGGGAAAUGUUGGAUCCGGAUCUUGAGUGUGGCAACGAAUGUGGCGGCCCGGGACCACCUCCGGAGUUUCGGAUUCCGCCACCGCCGCGGCCUCCCUUCCUGGCCGAACUUAGCAACUGCAACGAAGACGGUGCCGGCGGUGGCUCGGUGGCAGCCAUGCUUGGACCGGGUGGUUCGGCCGCCACCUCCUUCUCCACCGACGGGGACAUCUGCGAAGCGAUACCGAUCCUCGAUGCCAGCUAUCAUAGCAGUCCAUCAUUCCAAACAUCCGCCAUGAUUGUGCUGUGUUCAGUGCUACUAUUGUUAGUCAUUUUUAUAUCGUCGUUACUAGUGUGGAAACACAAGCGGAAAGUUCAAAACUUCCUACCCUGCAAAACGCCAACCCGGGGACCACCGCAUCAUCUGGACGCAACAGGUGUGUCAGCGGCCCACUCAGUGACGUACGAGGAUCCGGACGUGCACCUCGGACACCACCCGCUGGUCAUGCGGCACCACCACCAUCAUCACCAUCACAACAUGGAGCUCCACCACCCGAAGCAGCUGCACUAUCCGAGUGGCUAUCCGAUGCCACGGUCGCCACCGCUAUUCAUUUGCUCAUCGCCCGGUCCGGACCCGUACCGAUCGCAUGACAAUGUGUACGAAGAGCUGGAGCAUCCCCGCGACACGGACUCGGAGCCACCGGUGCAGUCCGAUGACGACUUUGCUGAAGACGAGCUGAGCCUACCCGGUGACCGGUCGUUUCAUAAAUCAUCUUCGGACGGUGGAACGACGGUGGCCACAAUCUAUCACGACCGUAGCGCCAGCAGCAACGGGGGAACAAACAGCGGCAGCAAUACCGACCAGUACAUGGAGCGGAACAGGACCGAGCGUAAUUCGCUGCUCUCGUCAUCGUCAUCCGGAAAUGACAAUAACCUGAGGCAGGGUGCGGCAGCUGGCACUAGCAAUGGUGGUGCCGGCGGUGCUAGUGGCGUCAGCAACAAUAGAAACUCCAACUCCAGCAGUGAGUGUACUAGCAGUGCAAGUGGGAACAACAACAAUCCUAAUGGCUGCAGCAGUGGUGGCAGCAGCAGCAACAACAAUAAUAGCAAUAGUAGUGGAACCAAUAACAAUAGCACCGGUGGUGGACUGUUUCGUUCUAGAAAGCAGCAACCAUCGACACUCGGAAGUGGUAGGGGCAACAAGCACGUGAACAAUCUCAACUCGUUGGGUGAGCCUCCCUGUGAGGUGACUCACACACUGCCGGCGGGAUACGACGAACGAGCCAUGAUGACACUGCCCCCGUCCUACCAGGCGGCGGCAGCGGCAGUAGCCAGUACGGCUAGAACCAGUCCUAAUAAUUUGAAUAGUAUCAACAAUAAUAGCUUUGUGAAUAGCAAUAGUUUGAACAACAACAAUAGCAGUCGAGGCAAUUACUAUAGUACAAUAGACGACGACUGCGAUCCGGUCGAGCGACGGAACCGAAUCAACGCCCAACUGUCUGCAUCGGCUGUGGCAAUCAACAAUGGAGGCCCAGGAGUGUCCACCAUUUUCCGCAAUGGCCGACCACCCCACCCCAACAACAACAUCAACCACAAUCAUCACACAACGAAUGCGAGCAGUCGAUCGCGAACGAAUCCCCGGUCGCUGGAUCGACGGCGCUUUCUGAUCAAUAACAUCAACAACAACACCACCGCCGGCAACAAUCUGGCGGUUAUAUCCACGCAAGAUCCCUCCCAGUACAUCUACCACGAACCGGUUUUUCACGAGGGACUCAUAUACGAUGCCUGCCUGUCGUACAGUGAUCGAAGUAGUGGAAGCAGUGCCGGCCCUCCGUAUCCCUACAUCCUGCCGCAGUUUACCACCUUUCGGAAUCACCACGGUUCCGGACCGGGCCACGGGCACGCCAUCUACUCGCGGGACAGCAGUUUUGGGUCCGAUUCGGGCUACAGUCAGCACACGCAGGCAUCGAACCGUAGCGUAGGCUGGAGCAGGAAUCGACCUCCACAACCAAUGCCACAACAGCAACAGCAGCAGCAGCUCCAAACUGAACAACCCCAACCGGCCGUGACGGAUUCUUGAGAAAAAGUUUCCCCCCCGGCAGCGACUCUCAUUUCGCAGCUCGUGUACGGCAAGGUUUUCAUCUGAGGUGUUGAGAUCCGGGACUCAAGUAAAAUCUCCCGGAUAAGUAAGGUCUUAAGAAGUAGGUUUAGUCGAAAUGAAAUGUGAUUUUAAUUUUAAACGAAAACUUAAGAAACCACUUACCCCUUUCCCGUGUAAACAAACUGAACUCGUUUUUAGGUUAUAUACUUGAGCGUCGACAGUUCGACUGAAGCACACCAACACACACACAGGCAUGCCCCCAAGGAAAAAGACUGUUUAACUAAGCUAGGUUUUACUUCAAACUUCUUCUCCCGGUAUAAUACGCGGAAAUAAGAACCGAUCGAGCUACCAACGCAGAUUUUACAGUACCAUAAUUUUUAAGAUACAUCUUCUUCAUAGAGUAACUGAAAAGAGCCCCUCCCCCCUUCUCCCCAAGUACUCUCUUCACGAAUACAGUAAUGAGUAAAUUAUAUAUGAACCAUAUUAGCAAAAGCCAGAUGAAUUUUAACGCAAAACAAUCGAAGCUAAACUAGUACUUAAUAGGCGAUCGCAAAUCAUGUUCAAAUGCAAAAAGGGAAAUCCAUACUCUAGUGGUUGUAAUUAAUCCUUAAACGAAAACAAACAUAAAAUCCUGAAUUGUAAAGCAGAAAGAGCAGAAGAAGAAGAAGAUCAACAUUUCUCCAAGUCCACCGGUGGUGGCGCCUACUACAACUGUUAUAGGUAAGAAAGUGCAACUGAAGUCUUUGACAGCUCCCGCGAGAUGUCGCCGUUGCUUGCGUGGCCCACGGCUCUCUCGAUCUCCGUCGCCCAGUCUCGGAUCAUUAUUUGUGGUUCC